AUGAUUAGCGAAAAUUACAAAGAGAACAAUUUGCACGAAAAUGAAUGCGAUGUAGUUCCUAGUAGUGAAUCAUUUUUGCGGUCUAUUUGGACAAGGAUAAAGGAUCUUGAGAAACGGCGGGCUGAUCAAAGUACGUCUAGUCAAGAGCCGCCUGUCGCUGGACCUGAGACUUCUGUUCAGAUCAAAGAGGAACAGUUAUCAGAAUCGGAAUUUUCUUAUCUUUCGGAAAAAGAUAAACCGGUAAAUCAAAAUGGAGGCAAUAAUGAUGUUUUAGUAAAACAGGAACCAGAGGCAAAUGGUGAUGAGAAUGCAGGAAAACCUUCGGAAGAAUGGCAGGAACGGGAGCAAGCGUUAUUGAAGAGAAUAGAAGAGUUGGAAAAGAUUAAAACGGAGAGGAGCGAGGAUGGACUUCGAUUGGAAUUAAAAGUCCGUGAAGAAGAGAUUGACUUGCUAAGGAGUAGAGUGAAGAAUUUAGAAACAGAGUUGCAGGCGGCUCUUUCAAAGCCCGCUGGAAAGAAUCAGGAAAUCAUUCAGAACAUAAAACAGCAGCAUGAGGAGCUCCUAAGCAAGGCCCGUGGCAUGAUCUUUGACAAAACAAAAAUGGUGAAGAACCAAGAAUUGCAGAUCGAGGCUUUAAAUAGCCAGGUGCAGUCGCUGAAGGAUAUCAACAACAUCACCAAGGAUCUUCUAAAUAUUAGGAAUUCUGAAGUAAAGGCUAUGGAGGAUCGUCUAGAAGCAAUGGAGGCACGAUACAAAGCAGAGAAAGAGCGUCACUCGUUAGUUUUGCAGAGGGCACAGACAUCUUCCGGGCUCAAUGAUGACCUCAAGAAGGAGUAUGAGACACAACUUGCAAUUUUUAAGGAAUUACGUGUGAAGUAUGAACAAAGGGUCCAAGCGUUGGUAUCGGAAAAUCAACAGCUCAAGGACUUGAGGAAGAUGACUACGCCCAGCUAA
Molecule: messenger RNA, 954 nt
Organism: Pieris macdunnoughi
Lineage: Eukaryota; Metazoa; Arthropoda; Insecta; Lepidoptera; Pieridae
Source: the annotation of a GenBank genome assembly